Molecule: messenger RNA, 873 nt
Organism: Nannizzia gypsea CBS 118893
Lineage: Eukaryota; Fungi; Ascomycota; Eurotiomycetes; Onygenales; Arthrodermataceae
Product: C-5 sterol desaturase
Exons: 4
Coding region: 1-873 (290 amino acids)
Biological process (GO): lipid biosynthetic process
Molecular function (GO): oxidoreductase activity; iron ion binding
Source: RefSeq, a predicted model, not a curated record
AUGUCUAACCAGGUGUAUAGCAAUUUCUCUGCGUUGAAGAGCCUCCAGAAUGGCCCGUUAUACCUGGAGGAUAUACCCUCGAUAGGGCUCUCCUCGCUGGUGGUCUACUACGAUCAGCUACUCUCAUUUCUUCAUACCAACUUGCUGGAUGUUCGGCCAGCUUACAGACAGGCUGGCUCUCUCUUCAUUCUGACUCUGGCAGGCCACACUCUCCUCUUCGCAAUCUUAUCAACCAUAUGGUACAUGCGGUCCUUUGACCAUAAGUUACAAAUAGACAGACGAUUCCGCGGAGCUCAGAUCAGAAAUGAGAUUAUUGAGUCCUUGCUUGGUAUUCUGGGCAUUGGACUGGCAAAUACCGUCUUUGGCAUGCUACAGAUACAUGGGUAUUCCCGUUUAUAUCACUCUAUGAAAGAUGGACCAGGGCUGUGGUAUGAAGUCAUGCAGUACCCACUCGCGAUGUUCCUUACCGAGACGGGAGUCUACUGGCUGCAUCGCAUGUUUCAUAUCCCAGUGCUAUAUUCGUAUACCCACAAAAGCCAUCACAGAUUUAUCAUCUCGACUCCCUUCUCCGCCUUUGCAUUCCAUCCAGUGGAAGCCUUCAUCAUGAGCUUCCCCAACUUGGGAGUACCCUUCCUUAUCCCCAUGUCAACUACAGCAUAUCUCAUCCUUUUGAUGUCUAGUACUGUCGAGACCAUCCUCAGUCACGACAGCAGAGAGGGUUUCCACACAGUACACCAUCUCAACCCCAAGGCCAACUUCGGGCAGAUGCUCACCAUCUGGGACGUGGUAAUGGGUACAUACCAAAACCCCCUGGGUUGUUUCCGGAGAGGGUCUGUGGGGCCCCUAAGAAUCAAGCGAAAGAGCCGUAAAUAG